Molecule: messenger RNA, 816 nt
Organism: Polyodon spathula (Mississippi paddlefish)
Lineage: Eukaryota; Metazoa; Chordata; Actinopteri; Acipenseriformes; Polyodontidae
Product: myeloid-derived growth factor-like
Exons: 6
Coding region: 21-539 (172 amino acids)
Biological process (GO): positive regulation of angiogenesis; positive regulation of endothelial cell proliferation
Source: RefSeq, a predicted model, not a curated record
CUGUACUUCCGGACUAUAAAAUGGCUUCUGCAAGCGGGUGCAAGUUCUGUGCCCCUCCGGUUCUGUUUGUGUUAAAUUUAAUAUUAUUGUUAAUAACUGCAAAAUCCGCAUCGGCUUCCCAGGAGAGAACUAAGACCGAGGAGUUUAAUGUCAGACCCGGGGGAGUGGUGCAUUCAUUCUCCCAGAAAAUGGGGGAAUACAGCUGUAGCUUCACCUAUGCUUCCCAGGGUGGCACUAACGAGCAAUGGCAGAUGAGUGUGGGUGUGAGUGAGGACGACAGGCUCUUCUCCUGCUCCGUGUGGAGACCCCAGGGGAAGUCCUACCUGUUCUUCACUCAGUUCAAAGCCGAGGUGACUGGUGCUAAGAUUGAAUACGGCAGUGCGUUCUCCCAGGCUGCAGUCGGAGGACACAAAGACGUGGCACUGAAAGCAGAGGAGUACACAGUGGGAGAAAGCACAGUGACACACAAUGAAGGCAAGUUUCAUGCUGAGCUGUCAAAGCUCACCAUCAUUGCGAGAACACGCCACGACGAGUUCUGAUUGGCCUAAAACUGCAGGGAGGGCGGGAUCAGCUCGGAUUUGCUUGGGACCGUGUGACGGAUUCAAUGAAUCACCGUGUGAAUAAUCUCCACUUCUAGAGAAACCCUGGGAGUGAGACAAGGAUCCCCCAACCCCGUCUAACGAUUCUGUAUAUAUAUAUUUUUACAGUCGAGCAAAGGAAGCGAAGGCCCGUUCUCUGUGCACACCCUGUAUAUUGUAGACUCGCAGAUAUUCUAAACAGUCAAAUAGUUUCAGUACAAAUGAAACUUACAGUACG